This is a messenger RNA of Letharia lupina, 252 nucleotides long. RefSeq lists its product as uncharacterized. Lineage: Eukaryota; Fungi; Ascomycota; Lecanoromycetes; Lecanorales; Parmeliaceae. The coding region runs from base 1 to 252 and encodes 83 amino acids. The record is from RefSeq and is a predicted model, not a curated record. The transcript has 2 exons.
AUGGCUCAGCAGAAGAAGGCUACACAAGCAGAUCAAGCAAUGGAAAUGCCGGACGUUAAUGUCGAAACCGCAGCAAUGUUCACUAAAAAUGCUCGAUGGGUUUCACCAGACACCAACAAAACAGACACGAGAACGUAUAUUAUUGAAGCUCAUCUUCAAUACCUGAAGCACGUGCAUCACACCCCACUAGUCAUCGAUCCCAGCAACUUCGAGAACGCUGUAAAGUCAAUGCCUGUCGAGGAUAGAGUUUAG